Messenger RNA from Porites evermanni, 7939 nucleotides. The record is from the annotation of a GenBank genome assembly. NCBI's taxonomy places the organism in Eukaryota, Metazoa, Cnidaria, Anthozoa, Scleractinia, Poritidae.
AUGAAAGUCACCAAGGAUACAGUUACAAUAAGUGGGCUGGAUUUCCCAGAACACACUACUGUUCAACUAAAAGAUGCUGAUCCAAAUGAACUUCAGCUUUUUAUUGAAAAGAUGCCCGCCUCUAUCAAAGGUAAGAAUGUGAAAUAUAAUUCUUCAAAACUUUGUUUGAUUUUGGUUUUGGAAUAAAAAGGUACAUGGUUGAACCUCCGUACUAACCUGAGAUCAGGCUCUCUUUUCGUUUCGGUUUGUAAAUAACAUUCCGGCGGGCAAGGCGAAACGAAAAGAGAGCCCGAUUUUAAGCAGUAGCCGUUAGAAGAGAAUGUAUGAGAACGGCUAAAAUUGGGCCUGAUCUCAGGUUACCUCUGUAGAUAUGUAUGGAAACAGGCAGAUCAAGGUUAAAUAUGGUGAGAGUAGCUUUAGUUAUUUUGGUUUUGGUUUUUAAAUAAAAGGAGGAAUAAGGUUUAACUUACUGUAUGUACGUAGCUUUAGAAACAGGUAGCUCAAGCUUAUGGCGAGAGUCAUAUUGUUAGUUUUUUUUUUUUGUAAUUGAGAAUCAUAUAGUUAAUUUGUAUGGAUUAAUUAUCCAUGGACUAAUUCGUACAUUUGUAUGGAUAGCUGGGCUUAAAUAUUUAAAAUUGUUGAGUGAAAUAUCCAGAGUUAAUUUUAUACGCCAAAAAAAGUAAAAAGAACAAAACGAAAAAAGCGGAUGGUAGAAAUGAAAAAACAAACAAAGGAAAGAAAUCUUUCUUUCAAGUUUCUGUCGCGUGAUUGGGUUCUUCAUUUACAGAAUGCGUUGUCAAUAGUUGGCACAGGUUACUCAGGGUUUUUUCUCAAUUCUUUGAACCCUGUAAUUCGUUUCAUUAAUGUCACAGAAACAAGGACGCUCUGUUCCUCCUCCUUAAAACCACGCAUGCUAUGGUGCACUUCUCCUUUGAGUACAUAGCCUGGGUAUAGUGUAUUCAACUUACAGAAGAGAAAAUAUUUUCAAGGCCAACAAUUCGAGAAUGAUGAGUUUUUUUAGCGCCUCGAGACUAAAAAUUGCAGCAUCAAAAAGCAAAAAGGCGGAACGUAAGUACGUAAGUUUCCGAUUUGGCAGAUGCCAAUCAACUCCGCCUAUCGUGUGAAUUUAUUUUUUACAAGUUCUACCUUUUGGGAAUUUGUAAGUGCACGAAUUAUGAAUUCGAAUUUUAAAACUGUAAAAUAUACUGCCGAUUGAAAAGAAAAAACAGACUUAAUAAAACGUGAUUAAUCGCGAAAGUUAUUUCCCGAAAAGGUGCAAAAAAAAAAUCGCCUUAUCUUAAAGCAUCCUAAAAGUCAAAAUCCCGCAGAAAAAUUGUCCCCAGUGAGACGCAUUAAUGAAGACUAAUUUCUGUUUCAUUUGGUUUUGUUUUAAUUUUUUCCCCAAACAAGAUAGUUUCCAAAACAUAUCCUUAACGAAUUUUUUGAACGUCUGUAUCGAACAACUGAAAACUCGUGACAGACAGAAUUCGGAAUCGAAAAUAUAUGAUAUUCGGUUUAUUUGGACCGCCCUCGUGUAUCUGGGACGCAGCAACCAAACAUAAAACUGCUUCUUAACAAGCCUUUAUAAAGAUUUUAACAAUGUCUACACCAGAUCACUCCUUUUUAUUCGUUACAUACAUUCAUACAUUAGGGAACUUUAGCAACGACGACGGCGACGGCAAAAACUUGAGUGCGGUUCUCAAGAAAUCAACUCCAGGGAAAUUCGUCUACACUUGCCAUUUUCAGCAAAUUGGAAUAAACGCGACAAAGAUUGAAAAAAAGGGGAAUUCAUUUUAAAACUGACAUUUUCGCUGCCGUUGCCGUCGCCGAUGCUAAAGCUCCCUAUUGUUUACAGGUAGCCAUUACGGCACCUGAAGGAGGAUCAUGAGGUUAUGGCGAUAUUAACAUCUCUCCUUACAGAUAACCCACCCGGCCCAGGAAAGGUUAGUCACACCACUAGGGUCUAUAACGUCCCUUACUCUUUUCGAACAGUGGUGUGGGUUCUUUUACGUCCCACAAGAACCAGAUAAGUGACAGUACUGUGAGAGGGACCUACGGCUUUUUGUCCUUAUCCGAGAAGACUAGAAAGUGUAACCGUUUGCAUGUCAUUACAAAGGCAGCACUUUCUUCUGAGUGUUGGUCCGGCCGAAGUUUGAACCCGCGACCUCCGACCCAGCAGACCGGCGCCCUGCCAACUGAGCUAACCAGGCGGCGGUUUCGUUGAAAGAACCUUUGCGUAAAAUUGUGAAAAUGGAACGAACGCCCGACAAAUUCUUCUGUUGAGGGUGCGGCAUAUUGCUUGAAAAAGAAGUUCUGUGGAAAAACCCUCAUUAAACAAGACCGAUUCACACAAAACCAGAAGAAAAAUACUGAGGAUUUGUGAUAUCAAGUUAAGAAGCAUAUCUUUUACGUCCCAUCUCUCUCACGUCCCAUCUCUCUCUUGCGUUGAGCAUGUGGUAGCCUCUCUCCUUUAAAGUCGUCAAAAACAAAUCGCAGAUUUUAAAGGACCCAGUUUGCUCAGGAAAUUAGAAAAGACCCGAAAAUGAAAAAGAAAACAAUUAGUGUAACAGUAACCUACCUUUUGAUCUCAAAAACGGGCAGUUCAGAGUCACGCUCUGAACUGUCUUCCAUGACAGAGUAGACCAGAGUCCAGGCAAAGUGCUAGCGUUACAUGAAGAGCCUUUUCAAUACCAGGCUCCUUUUUGGGGAAUCAGGGCGAUUUACGAGGCGAGUGCGAAAUAAGCGAAGCAACGCACGCCGAUUUUUUUCGCGCAGUUCACCCUUUUUUUGGUUUAUUUUGUCUUGUUUUCUCCAAUUUCUUUCUUUGCUGCUUUUUUUAAAGAAUAAAAAGUUGCCCCAAGAACUUUAUGUACGUGUUUUCUGUCCGAUGAUGGAUAUCAAACUGUUCUUUAUAAUCGGGAUUUAAAUACAACAGAACCAUAAACAAAGAACACAUACUUUAGUAAAAUUGAUGUAUCCAAAAUAUUAUUAUAUACUACUGUGUGCAAGUUAUUCUUAAUUCUGCAUUUUUCUAUCCGCAUUUUCCCAUCCGGAUUCGCAUCCGUCAUCCGCAGGUAUCUGGUCCGCGUUUUACAGACACCCGUGUCAAGAGGGGUAGACUACAAUAACAACAUUUAUCUACUUAAAAACAAAAACACCCGUAGAACAUAGUAUCGGGGUGGCCCCAAUUCUAGUGAUUUGGAGUCAACAAAUCAGAUCAUACUUAAUACUAUGAAAGCUUAGAGACAGACAUUAGUCUGUAAUCCAGAAAUCGAUUGAUGCGAAUUUUCAUUCGCAUCAAUCGAUUUGGCGGAAAAUUCCCCGCCAAAAUUUCCCUUGAGACCCUGACUCGUCCUUAGUCUUCUCUUAUCAUUUGUAAGCGGUCACGAGAGAAUAGAAACCUUUAGCAUCAGGUUUUUCAUGGGAAACCGCAAACCUGGGAAUGUCAUGUGACCACGGUCUUGCUGUCACGUUUGCCGUUUAAAGCUCACGUUUGAACGGCAGGAAGGGCUUUCAGCGGUAAGUGACUUACGGCAAGGUUUUUUUUUGCCUCUAAAAAUUGUAAAGCCUCACGUUUAAAGGCACGAAUCAGCUUUCUAUAUCCACCUGAAAUGUGCUACUUAGAUUUUUGAUCUCGAAGCAAUGAAUUAUUUAUGUUUUUGGGCGAAAAAAGCAAAGAACUUCGAAUUUACGAAAAACAACAUGACGGCACUAAACAAUGAACGCCUUGCUUAAAUCUGAAAUCCCGGCAACGUGAAACUGCAAACUUGUAACUGCAGACUGAAAAACCUGAUGCUAAAGGUCUCCCCAAAGCAAAGUCAUAUGAUGGCAAGAAAUACAGUGAAACCUCUGUUAAGCGGACACCCUCUAAGCCGAGUCCCGAAAUUAACUUAUAUUGCCCUUUAUAACGAGCCCCUAUUCAGUGGGCAACUCUAUUAAGCGGACGCGGUCACUAAAAUAAGUUUUAUUUAGCUAAUUUCUAUUGUUAAAAACCUCUAUUAAGCGGACACGGACUAAAUUGACAAUAGCAGUAUUGGGUUACGUCCUUGAAAUACGUACUGAAGUCAGUUAGUGUUUUUGCAUGUACAAACAAAUUAAGGUUGGUAAUGAAAGGUAAUGAACUUGAACUCUGGAUAGCUUCUUUAACAACAGGCAACUUUAUCACAGUACAGAUUAACCGUUGAAUGUUGAUCGUUCACAAACAUUGUGCAACUUUUACAACCUCUAUUAAGCGGAUACUUGGGAAGGUCCCGAAGGUGUCCGCUUAAUAGAGGUUUCAAUGUAUUAAAUUAGAAAAUAUUUGGUUAUUUCUCUCUACACUUUCGUUGGGUAAUUCAUCGACCAGUAAAAAUAGCCUUAGGAAAUGGAUCCGAGAAGAGCUACAUGUAUUUUUUACCCCUUCAUCCUGUUCUUUCAAAAGGCGUAUCUCACGCUCGCCUCCAAUCAAUGUGGCCCGGGUUCGAAUCCUAGCGUCGACUCCAUUUAUGUAGGUUAGGUUUGUUGUUGGUUUUCUCCUUUGCACUAAGAGGUUUUUCUCCGGGUACUUCGGUUUUCCCCUCUCCUUUAAAACCAACACUUUCAAAUUCCAAUUCGAUCUGGAACGCACGGACAUGUUUCAAUCGAGUUCUUAACAACUCCCAGGUGUUCGUUGGUAAACAAAUUACACCGAAAAAAAUGGCCCCAGUUGUUGAAACGUUAGCGCUGUCUAGCGGAUAAAUCCCUAUAUCCAGAGGAAAAGUACAGUUUGGAAGCAGGAGAUUUCUCACUGCUGACCAGAAAGAUCAGCCCAAUUGCGUUAUACAGUGGAUAGAGAUUUAUCCAGUGGAUAACGAUUGAACAACAGCUGCCUGGUUCUUACAUGCUUGUGCCUAUGUUAUCGUUACACUGUAUGGCUUUACAUUUUUUUUCGAAGAAACCACGGCCCGGAGUCGACCGUAGGUUGAUUAUAGCCCGCAGGCGUCACCAACGCGGGUAUAUAGUCCCGAUUUCUAUCUAAGUUUUAUCUAGGUUUUGAGUUCUGCAUCGCAGGAUAUAGAUUUGCGAUUGAUUUUUUUCAAGUCUGCGUAAAAAGGACAUAAUUUUCUGGUUUUAGACACCCCUUAGCUUAUGUGCCUUAUAGCUUGUGAUAAAGAAUGCAACAGAAUACCGCCAGUAUAUAGUACCGGAGUUUUAUCUGGGGUUUGAGACUGAGAAAAGUGUGAGAAAGCUUAUAUGUUUUACUAAACUUCUGUUUGUAGUUUAAGAAUUUAGCUACAGUUUACAUUGUCACAUAGUCCUUUAGUAUAAAGUUUUUACAAUAAGUAUCUGGGUGUAGAAUUAGAUAGCAAAUUAACAUGGAAUGAACAUAUUUCUGCCAUUACCGGGAAAGCGAACUCUUCCCUCGGCUUCUUGAGAAGAAAUCUAUAUAACUGCGCCGAACAGAUCAAGAUGCAGGCGUAUUAUUCUUUAGUUAGACCCCACUUGGAGUAUGCAUGCUCGGUGUGGGACCCACAUACACAAAAGAACAUUCAAUCAAUUGAGAACUUCCAGCGUAGAGCGGCUCGUUUUGUUAAGAAGUGCAAUCAGCACACACCAGCUACCGUCACAAGUUUACUAGAGGAGCUAAAAUGGCCAUUAUUGGAACAGAGAAGGAAACAAACAAGAUUAACAAACUUGUAUAAGAUCGUAAAUGGCACCCUGGCAGUAGAAAUUCCAAAUUACUUCAAUCAGAAGGAACGCCAAACAAGAAAUUACCACCCACUUAAAUUUAUAAACGCUGGUUGCAGGACUAAUAUAUAUAUAAAUAAGGCUUUUUCCCAGAUCCGUUAAAGAAUGGAACGAACUUCCCGAAACAAUUAUUGAAGCUGCCAACACUGAGGCCUUCAAGCUUGCCUUGAGGGCCCAGGCCAGGCCCCAUUGAGCAUUAAACACUUUUUAUUUUUAGAUCACCAGCACAAAUUCACUGCACUGUUUUUUAGCGCACAUAGCACGAGCACAGCACAUAUCUGCUGAAGAUGGGCUGUACUGCUCUUUGCAGAUCAGACAUUUAGAUUUAGAUUUAGGGUUACACUUCGUGUCAGAAAGUUAUUACAUUUUAUGUUAAAUUUGUUACAUUACGAUUUAAUGUUUCAUUUUGCUUCACAUGUUUUUACAUUUCUCGUUAAGGUUACAUUUUGCGCCAUAAACUUCGUCUCUUCCCACCUCCCCUCCCCCCCCCCCUACCGACUAUAACGACCAGUCCAACAUUGUUUUUUUUGUGUGUUUUCUUUAGGCCUACAAUCAUGAACAAAAGUCUUGGGACACUUUUGCGUUUCUGGAGCGUUUUCCAAUUCACAUAGGUCCAACCUCUCCCCUCACCCCACAAAAAAUGUUGGACAAGUGUAUCCAGAAUUUUUUCCGAGUUUCAACUUUGUAUAGUGUGCGGGGAGGGAGAACUUCAAGAAAAUUUCGAAAAGGAUGUACUGUUUUAAGAGGGAACCGAGAAAUGACAGAAAAUAUGAAUAUUGCAGUACUGUCCCAAGGACUUUUGUCCAGGAUUGGUUCGGCGUCUGGCUCAGUUAAGUUUGUUUGAAUGAGUUUGGAUCGUCCAACACGUUCUAUCCGUCUGCUUUCAAUUUGUAUUUCCUUAAAUAUCUGAAAAAUGUCAGAGUAAUUUUAAUUUCGGACUGCAUCGUGUCGAAACGUUUUUAUAUCAAAUCGACUGAUCUAUCCAUAUGCCCACUGAGUAACCUUGAGUAAGAUACAUGUGUGCGAAAAAAUGAGAACUCGUUCAAAGAAGGGGCUAUGUUCUUGGACACACUCUUCAAUAUUUUGUGUGAGUUUACAAACAAGCAAUUAACAUUAAGUGACAACUGGGGCGAAAAGGAAUUCUGAAUUUCAUCCUCUUCAUCGGUAUUUCGUUUAUGCUCAUGUGUCGCUCAGUUUCAAGAGAGAAAUACCGUGCAUUGAAAAUUAUCUAUAAAGUCAAAAUCUGUAAUUUUUCUUUUUUAGUUGACACUUAAUCAUUUCGCUCAUGUUACUUGGGUGAUUUUGAUUGCCUUGUUUGUUUUUGAUCAUAAAUUAUCUUUUCAGAAAAAAUGCAAGAUCUACGAGAAGCAAACUCGCCAGGGCGAACCUCAGAACUAGAAAGACAGUUGAGGGAUUUUCAGCAACGUGAAGAAAACUUCCAGAGGCAGUUACGCGAGAUGCAGGAACGUGAACAGAAUUUACAACGGCAGCUCAGAGUGGUUCAAGAACGGGAUCAGUACUCUCAAAGCCAGCUAACGGAGUUUCGUCAACGUGAACAAAAUAUGCAGCGGCUGGUGAGAGAUUUACGAGAAGGAGAACAAAAUUGUCAAAGGCAGCUGAGGGAGUUUCAACAACGUGAAGAAAAUUCUGAGAGGCAGCUGAGGGAGUUGCAGCGGCAACUGAGGGAGAUAGGACAACAGUUGACGAAUUCCCGACAGGACAAGUUUCUGAACUACAGUUAAGUCUUUCAACAGCUCAGCAAACAAUAAAUCAAUUGCGUAACCAGGGAGCACGUGACUGGGUUAUUCCCCGCGACGAAAUUCAAAUCACAGAGAAAUGCCUUGGGAGGGGAGGAUGGGGAAGUGUCAAUGAGGGAACGUAUUGUGGCUGUACUGUAGCAGUGAAAGAAAUCCAUGAGUUGAUCCUCUCCCCUCAUAACAUACGUCUUUUUGAGAGAGAAAUGAAUAUUGCAUCCAAGUGUCGCCAUCCUCACUUACUACAGUUUAUCGGCGCCACAGUUGACGAGGGAAGUCCUCUGUUUGUCACCGAGUUGAUGGAGAAAAGUUUGCGGACUCUGUUAGAACAGCGGCAACUGUCCGAAACAGAAAUACGCACCAUUUCUUUGGAUGUAGCCCGCGCACUGAACUAUCUUCACCAGAAGAAACCAGAACCCAUCAUUCACCGUGAUGUGAGCAGUGCUAAUGUGUUGCUAUGGCGACAGGGUGACCAAUGA